Uncinocarpus reesii 1704 is the source of this 1296-nucleotide messenger RNA. RefSeq lists its product as uncharacterized. Gene Ontology annotation, biological process: proteasome assembly. Gene Ontology annotation, molecular function: proteasome binding. The coding region runs from base 1 to 1296 and encodes 431 amino acids. The record is from RefSeq and is a predicted model, not a curated record. The transcript is spliced from 2 exons. NCBI's taxonomy places the organism in Eukaryota, Fungi, Ascomycota, Eurotiomycetes, Onygenales, Onygenaceae.
AUGGCGCCGAACGGGUUCCAGCUGCUGCCAAAGGUUUGCCUUCGAGAAGCAUCCCGGACUGUUCGGGCACGACUGCCAGAGCCAGCCCAAGCCAUUAAUUCUCAACUCCAGCCCGUAUACGCGCGCAUACAACACCGGCAACCUAUCAAUCGCAUCGCCGCAAUUCGCCAAAACCAAAGUCGGCGCUUUUCUACAUUUCACAUUUCACGACGCUUCGCCACCGGAUCGGUCAGGUCGUCCAAAAUUGGCACUGCGGUAAACCGCUUGACGACGCGGGCUCCCUUUGCUUCAACACUCAGGCCAAAUCUCACUGGCGGCGCAUUUUGUCGGACCGCCGGUGGAUAUGCGGUUGGAGCCGGUCGCGUUGGCGGAGCGAGAUAUUUCUCAAACGGUCCUACUUGCCCAGCCCAGGUCGUACACAAUGUAUCCGCGGGAGUCCGGGCUUUCUGGCUUUCUGGACAAAGGGCCAGAUUCGAUGGUAUCGAUAAGAAAACGGGCUGCAAGAGAUACAAGACGGUUACCGCCUUGCAGCAGGAGGCGGGGCGCAAAAUGAAUGCGGUCCCUCGUGUUGCUCCUGGCUCGUCUAUAGAUUUUAAACUGCCACCGGUUAUAACUGCUUUUGGCUGUCUUGAGCAGACGCAAGCGUCUUCCGUCUCCCAAAUCUAUGAAGGGAUCAAUUUGAACACACCCACUUUGAUGGACUUGCUCUCUGUGGAUUUCGCGCGCGCUUUGAAGGAGUUUGCCGCCGUUCUCAACGAUCUGAAGAAGCUUUCUACUUUGGGAGACCUUCCGGUUUCGCUACAAAGUCAGUCGACGAUUCGUGUUCGUUUCCCUGGAUGCGAUGCAGAAACGGUUGAGCGCUUAUGCGUCGAGGUUGGCGUUCAGCGUGGAAUCAUCCAUCAGGAUUCAGAUUUCGAAGCACGAAACGGCACUGACAUGGCGCUUCUUUUCCCGUUUGCUCCCAGCCACCAAGAGUCCGAGGCUGAUCUUUUCUCCGUCUACGAUCCACCCGUGGCAAUGCCCGACAAGGUCGAUUGGCGCCAAAUGAUGCUCUCUGAUGCCACGCGGCCAUCCACCAGUAGCAAUUGCGGAGACUACCAGUAUAUAUCCAGUAUAGAGAAGAAUCCCUGGACUCGGACGCACUCGGGAUACUCGAGUAUGGAUAUCAGCGACCUUGGAGACCGAGCGUUCUUCCCUGACGUGCUGGAAGCGGCCAGUCACAGCGCAGGAUCUGAUUUUGGCGGUUUUGAAGGGAUUUACAAAUUCCUUGAAGAGUGCGACCGGGCACGGCGGUAG